Messenger RNA from Oppiella nova, 1004 nucleotides. NCBI's taxonomy places the organism in Eukaryota, Metazoa, Arthropoda, Arachnida, Sarcoptiformes, Oppiidae. The record is from the annotation of a GenBank genome assembly.
AUGUUUUGGACAUUGUUUUGGUCUCAAGAUUUCAAACGAGUUUUCGUCACAACUCUGGAUCAGGUGGACCCGUACGCCGACGAACAGUUGGCUAAGUUCGUCGUUCGCUCGCAUAUCAAACACCACCCGAAUGUCACCGACGAUGACCUGCAGCGGGUCCGCGACGCCGACACCGCCGAUGUUAUCGACAAAGAAAAUGCCAGUCAGAGUGAGGACAUCAUCGAGAAUCUGGACAUUGAGCCCAUUCCUCAGGAGUUGCUUCGCAAGUACAUCGUGUACGCGAGGGAUAGAGUGCGUCCCAAGUUGGCCAAGUUUGACCAGGAUAAGGUGUCCAAGCUAUACUCCGAGCUCAGGCGGGAGUCACUGCUGACCGGUUCCAUACCGAUCACUGUUCGCCACAUUGAGAGUAUCAUCCGGUGCUCGGAAUCGCACGCGAGAAUGCAUUUAAGGGAUGCCGUCGGGGAUCAGGACGUGAAUUUGGCCAUUCAAGUGGUGCUCGAGAGCUUCAUCGACACCCAGAAGUUCAGUGUCAGGAAAUCCAUGACUAAAACGUUUAGCAGAUACUUCCAGCGCUCCAACACUGAGCUACUGUUCACGAUAUUGCGUCAAAUGGUUCACGAAGAGCUGUCACUCAUGAGGAACCGUACGACUGCCGGCGCUCACAUCGAGAAGGUUGAGGUGAAUGAGAAGGACUUCGCUGCUAAGACACGACAACUAGACAUUCAACACUUGCGAGCCUUUUAUGACAGCCGAGCGUUCGCUAUACAGAACUACACCUACGAUCCCGUCAAGAAAGUCAUUGUCCAGAAGUUUUAACCACUUUUACCUCCAAUUAUCACUGAAUUUCUGUUUCUAUGAUUUAAUAUUUGAAUUGUUUUUGAAUUUUCGCACAAAUCUUGUGUUUUUGUCGUUCAUAUCAAUAUAAUUAGCCAUUCAUUGCACUUAACUAUCAUUUAAUUUGCGAUCAGCUCUUAAGUUAUGAACAGAAAUUGCAUUUAAUUUGG